Molecule: messenger RNA, 2461 nt
Organism: Callithrix jacchus (white-tufted-ear marmoset)
Lineage: Eukaryota; Metazoa; Chordata; Mammalia; Primates; Cebidae
Gene: ANXA11
Product: annexin A11
Biological process (GO): cytokinetic process; phagocytosis
Cellular component (GO): cytoplasm; nucleus; vesicle membrane
Molecular function (GO): phosphatidylserine binding; calcium ion binding; calcium-dependent phospholipid binding
Source: RefSeq, a predicted model, not a curated record
CAGCCGUGCCCGCGGAGUUUUCCGCCGAGCGGGCUCCUCCUUCCGCCCCGCCCUGACGGCUGCGGCGCCCGCGACUCCCCAGUGCCCCGAGUGCCCCGCGAGCGCGAGAGGGACCCAGCCCCAGGCAGAACCCAGGCGCCGCGCCCGGGACACUCGCGGAGAGAGUGACUCCCUCCCACGUCCCGGUUCGCUCCUAGUGUCCCGGGUUCGCGUGGCCAGAUCUUAUCAUGAGCUACCCCGGCUAUCCCCCGCCUCCAGGCGGCUACCCGCCAGCGGCACCAGGUGGUGGUGCCUGGGGAGGUGCUGCCUACCCUCCGCCCAGCAUGCCACCUAUCGGGCUGGAUAACGUGGCCAACUAUUCGGGGCAGUUCAACCCGGACUACCUCUCGGGAAUGGCGGCCAACAUGUCUGGGACGUUUGGAGGAGCCAACAUGCCCAACCUAUACCCUGGGGCCCCUGGAGCUGGCUAUCCACCAGUGCCCCCUGGGGGCUUUGGGCAACCCCCUCCUGCCCAGCAGCCUGUUCCUCCCUAUGGGAUGUAUCCACCCCCAGGAGGAAACCCACCCUCUGGGAUGCCCUCAUAUCCUCCAUACCCAGGGGCCCCUGUGCCGGGCCAGCCCAUGCCACCCCCGGGACAGCAGCCCCCAGGGGCCUACCCUGGGCAGCCACCAGCGACCUACCCUGGUCAGCCUCCAAUGCCACUCCCUGGGCAGCAGCAGCAGCAGCCAGUGCCAAGCUACCCAGGAUACCCAGGGUCUGGGACCGUCACCCCCGCUGUGCCCCCAACCCAGUUUGGAAACCGAGGCACCAUCACCGAUGCUCCUGGCUUUGAUCCCCUGCGAGAUGCCGAGGUGCUGCGGAAGGCCAUGAAAGGCUUCGGCACGGAUGAGCAGGCCAUCAUCGACUGCCUGGGGAGUCGCUCCAACAAGCAACGGCAGCAGAUCAUCCUGUCCUUCAAGACGGCUUAUGGCAAGGAUUUGAUCAAAGAUCUGAAAUCUGAACUGUCAGGAAACUUUGAGAAGACAAUCUUGGCUCUGAUGAAGACCCCAGUCGUCUUUGAUGUUUAUGAGAUAAAGGAAGCCAUCAAGGGGGUCGGCACUGAUGAAGCCUGCCUGAUUGAGAUCCUUGCUUCCCGCAGCAACGAGCACAUCCGGGAAUUAAACAGAGCCUACAAAGCAGAAUUCAAAAAGACACUGGAAGAGGCCAUUCGAAGUGACACGUCAGGGCACUUCCAGCGGCUUCUCAUCUCUCUCUCUCAGGGAAACCGUGAUGAAAGCACAAACGUGGACAUGACCCUGGUCCAGAGAGAUGCCCAGGAGCUGUAUGCGGCUGGGGAGAACCGCCUGGGAACAGAUGAGUCCAAGUUCAAUGCAGUACUGUGCUCCCGGAGCCGGUCCCACCUGGUGGCAGUUUUCAAUGAGUACCAGAGAAUGACAGGCCGGGACAUUGAGAAGAGCAUCUGCCGGGAGAUGUCUGGGGACCUGGAGCAGGGCAUGCUGGCCGUGGUGAAAUGUCUCAAGAAUACCCCAGCCUUCUUUGCGGAGAGGCUCAACAAGGCCAUGAGGGGUGCAGGAACAAAGGACCGGACCCUGAUUCGCAUCAUGGUGUCUCGCAGCGAGACUGACCUACUGGACAUCAGAUCGGAGUAUAAGCGGAUGUAUGGCAAGUCGCUGUACCACGACAUCUCGGGAGAUACUUCAGGGGAUUACCGGAAGAUUCUGCUGAAGAUCUGUGAUGGCAAUGACUGAACAGUGACUGGUGGCUCACUUCUGCCCAUGUGCCGGCAACAGCGGUGCCAGGAAAAGGCCAAAAGAAUGUCUGUUUCUAACAAAUCCACAAAUAGCCCCGAGAUGCACCAUCCUAGAGCCCAGGCCUGUCCUCCACCCCCUCACCCAUAUGUUGUGCCACAGGACCUGGGUCGGUCUAGAACUCUCUCAGGAUGCCUUUUCUACCCCAUCCCUCACAGCCUCUUGCUGCUGAAGUAGACGUUUCAUUUUUCUGACUCAUGCAAUCGUUCCCUUUUGCUGUGGCUAAGACUUGGCUUCAUUUCGUCAUGUAAUUGUAUAUUUUUAUUUGGAGGCAUAUUUUCUUACAAUCAUUGCCAGACAGACACAUACAAGCACAAAUGUGUUUGCUGUGUACACAUUACUGGUGAGGGUGACUGGGUGGUAAAGCGCCGUGUCCUCGCUGAGGAACAAAAGGGAGGCGUGCCUGUGUGUCUGGUGAAUGUGUCACGAGCUUUGUUAUUGCCAAAUUCACUCCUUUUUAGAAAAAAAAAAAGGGGGGGGCCAGAAAGUCAUUCUUUCCAUCUUCCAUGCAGAAACCAUGAAAACAAAGCCAGUUCCCUAUCAGUGACAGGGCUGCUUGUAAUUUGUGGAAUGUGCCUUAAACCUGAAUGUUUGUAGCCAAAACUUGUUUCCACAUUAAAAGUCAGCCAGCUCUGGAAUGUUCUGGAAAUGUC